Hippocampus zosterae (dwarf seahorse) is the source of this 630-nucleotide messenger RNA. RefSeq names its product galactose-specific lectin nattectin-like. NCBI's taxonomy places the organism in Eukaryota, Metazoa, Chordata, Actinopteri, Syngnathiformes, Syngnathidae. The record is from RefSeq and is a predicted model, not a curated record. Gene Ontology annotation, molecular function: signaling receptor activity. The coding region runs from base 44 to 574 and encodes 176 amino acids. The transcript has 6 exons.
ACUACAUGAGAUAGAUUACCGAUAUGAUCAGAUUGUAACCCGCAUGGUCAAACGCACAAAUGAAGAACUGUAUUCUUCUGUCACCGCACAGAUGGCAUCUGCUCUUUGCUCCUUGCUCCUCCUUUGCGGGAUCUGUGGACUGUUGACCGGAAUCUCCUGUCAAACGUUGAAAGGCUACUGCCCUAAAGGCUGGACUCGGUUGAAUGAUCGCUGUUUCAUCUUCCAACAUGAUCAGAGAACCUUUGCUGAUGCAGAGCACAUCUGCAACAUUCUUGGUGGGAAUCUGGUCUCAAUCAACAAUGCCCUGGAGAACCAAGUGGUUAUUGAACUAAUUCGGGAAGGUGCUGGUGUUUUUGAAGAGACCUGGAUUGGAUACCAUGACACCCUCAUGGAGGGUAACUUGGUGUGGACCGACGGCAGCAGUGGAACUUUCAGUGACUUUGAGCCAGGUGUACCAUUACCACUUGAGGACUGUGUGGACAUCGAGACCCCAUCUGAAAUGUGGCAUGAACACGUCUGCGACGAUCUCAGUCCGUAUGUUUGUGCCAAAAAAGUGCUUGUCAAGGAACACUAAUCAGGCCAUCAUACUUCUUUACUACCUUCUGGAUGAGAAUAAAAAUACUUUCAGGA